UACUACAAAAUAAUACACCUAUAGAUUGAUCCAAUCGAUGUCAGUUACAGAUGGUGACAAGCAAAUUUCAAUACAGUAUCAACUUUUUGUGAACAUUUUAUUUGGUGGCGUGUUAUGAGAGGUUUAAAAUGUAGAUCGUGUGCGUAAAGGAAUUGGGGAACACUGGUUGGAAAAACCGAACAUGCCUCUUCAAUUAAUUUUGUUUUUGUAACAUUUGGACGUCGUCAUGAAUACUGCAUAACGUUUACAAUUCUUCAGCAUGAAUACCCACCAAUAAACAGCCUGUUUAGCCUGACUAUUUGUGCAAAUUCAGUUUGUGUGCGAAAAAAAAGCCUACGUGAUUGUGUUGUACUGUAGGUGGGGCGGGGGAGAUGGUUGCCAUGGUGAUUCUGCGGCUCAUUCAGGAGCUUUUAUGACGUCACCGUUACCCCUGUAAGCGGCGGCUGUGGCCAUUAUCAGCUGGCUAGCUCAGCUCACGUUUUCGACAAUGCCCCCCAUCGCCGUCCCUUCAUCCGCACGAUAAAGGAACCGUAGGAAUGACGUGGCCGUCGAGAAAGGGCCCAUGGAGGCUCUUUCCCGGAGUCCCACCGGUGCAACCGAACGAGGCUGCAGUUAAAAUCGGCUAAAGCUAGCUGCUAACCGCUGGCUAGCUCCAGAUUUGAAUGUCAUGCACAAUCAAUUUAAAGUCUCCGAAAUCCCACUUUAAAAUACACGAAUUAAAGACAUGAAGUGAUGGGUUGGUGCCACUGAUGUCAGCUUCUGACUGCAGCAGAGAGCACUCACCAUGAGUGGAGAGCAUACAGACAUCCUGUCAACGGCAGAUGUGGUCAGGGACAGAUGGAGAGUGGUCAGAAAGAUUGGCGGAGGUGGCUUCGGGGAGGUCUACGAGGUCCUGGACCUACUGAGCCAGGCCACCGUUGCAAUGAAGGUGGAGUCUGCCACACACCCCAAACCGGUGCAGAGGACAGAGGCAGUCGUGUUGAGGAAGCUGCAGGGCAAAGAUAAUGUGUGUCGCUUUGUCAGCGCUGGCCGAAACGAACGCUUCAACUAUGUGGUGAUGGAACUCCAGGGGAGGAACCUGGCCGAUCUGCGGAGAAGCAGGGCCCGCGGUACGUUCUCAGUGUCGACGACUCUGAGGCUCGGCAAGCAGAUUUUACAGGGCAUUGAAAGCAUUCAUUCAGUGGGCUUCCUGCACCGCGACAUUAAACCAGCUAACUUUGCAAUGGGAAGACUAGCAAGUACUUGCAGGUGCUGCUACAUGCUGGACUUUGGUUUGGCCCGACAGUACAUGACCUCCAACCAGGAACUCCGUCCUCCUCGGUCUGUGGCUGGCUUCAGAGGAACUGUGCGAUAUGCUUCAAUCAAUACUCAUAAAAAUAAGGAAAUUGGUCGUCACGACGAUCUAUGGUCCCUCUUCUACAUGUUGGUUGAAUUCAUGUCUGGUCAACUCCCAUGGAGGAAAUUUAAAGACAAGGAACAAGUCGGAAAUCUCAAAGAAGCAUACGACCACCGCCUCAUGCUUAAUCACUUACCAUCUGAGUUUAGCGCAUUCCUGGAUCACAUCCUCAGCCUGGACUACUAUACCAAACCCGACUAUGAGCUGCUGAUGUCACUGUUUGACUGCUCUAUGAAAAGCCACAAUGUGCUGCACAAUGAUCCCUACGACUGGGAGAAAUGCGACUCGGAGGACAUGCUGACCGCAGCUGCGGCGCCACCGACCGGCCAGGAGCUCACCCGCCUCACACCAGCUCACUUGGGCAUGGCCAAUGCCUCAGUGCUGCCGGUGGAAUUGCAGAGGGAGAACACAGAGGAUGUCCUCAUGCUCGGAGAGCGCUUCAGUGACGCCGACAACUGUCCUCCUAUCCCCCCUGCGUCCGUUCCCGCAAGAGCCAUAUGGGAUGAAAUGGACCGCAUUCAAACCCGGAAGCAUGUCGAGCCAGUGAUCCGGAAGGUGGUGACCGAGGAAGAGCAUAGUCAGAACCAGGGCAACCAAAGCCCUGCUGGCUCCGCGCAGAGUUCUCCAAGGCGAGUACGAUCCGAGACGCUGUACUUGGACCGAGCUGUGCCGCUGCUCCGGAAGAUGCGUCAGAGUCAGAGUUUGGCGUUUGAAAGGAGACUUGCACCUGAACCCAAGCCUACUCUUGAGCGCUUCCUUGAGUCCUGUCGGGGCAAAACGCCUCCUGUCCUUUCUCACAUCGGGGAGAAAGUCUUGUCCGACGAUCAUUCCGGCGCGGGUACAGCUGACCCGGAGGAAGGGGCGGUCAGCAGCGGUUUUGUCACUCUCCCGCCGGAACGCCUCUCCUCGGAGCGAGGCUCCAGGUCGGACUGCGGAGGGGAAGACCCUCUUUCUCUGUCCUCUUCGUCAGGCAGUAAAAGUAAGAUCCCACGACCCAUGAGCGCCACCUUUGUUCCCGAGCAGCUCAGCGGCAGACUCGUGCCUCACCCACCUCCCGGGAAACCGUCUGCGGGCCCAUGUGCCGACCACAGGCGGCGGCGUUUGCGAGUGCGCGCCAGCAGCACCAGCGACGCGGACUCCUUGUCCAGUGUGAACCAGUUGGCGCAGGACCGCAGCGGCCAGCUGGUCAGCCCGCCUCCACCCCGCCCUUGCGGCUCCUCCGUCCUGCAGCGCUCGCUGAGUUGCUCGCCGUCCCGCCAGGAGCCCCGCGACGGCAAGGCACCGCCUGUGGGACGCAGCCGCUCCGGCUCAUCUGCGCCACCUCCUCCUCCCGCCCCUCGACACGGCCCCUUGCAAGCCAAGUCAUCCGGGCAGACUCCGUUGGUCCCGCGCUCCAUAGGAAAAGGUUUGAUCAAGGAGAGCAAAGGCUCAAGGAAACUGAAACGGUGAUUAACAGAAAAGACCGAUCGGCAUCUGUAAAUACAGUAUGUGCUCAAGGGAAUGGGUACUGUAUGUAAUGUAAGAAAAAAAAGGUGUGUAUUUAUUUAUUUGCUACAUUAGCUCAAAUUGAUCCAUGAACUAUACCUUGAAACGCCGGAGUGAUUUUGUGCAGACACUUCGGGGAUGUUUGAUGAAACCGGUUGCAACCGGGGUGCAAAAUUCAAACUGAGCGCUCACUUACCCUUAUCAUGGCAAAUGCUUGAAAUGAUCAGAUUUGAUGCCAUCCUACACUCAUGUUUCACAUCGUCGGGAGAGUAGUGGACUUCCUGUUCCAUGUUGAACAUGGGUUCCUUCAGACUUUCUCAUGUGUUCUUUUGGCACAGAUGACUCACUUCCAUGUCCAUCAGUGAAGCAUGUUUACUUAACUCGGGCUGUUACUAAAUGAGAUUUGGGUAGGUUAUGUCGGGAAGCCCCCCCCCCCUUUUUUUUUUGUUUGGACCAUGAUACCCUUGGCAGUUUUGUUUGCAAUCUUUUAAAUUGCCACAUUGAACACUACUCCCAACACUAAUUUCACAAAUCUGUUUCGGUUACUUUCAUCUGUAGAGCCAACCAAAUUGUCACCAGGUAUAAUUUUGCACACUGGUUCCAACCCUAAAGCCAGCAGCAUAUCAGUGAGUUUUGUCCAUGUAUAGCCUUUUGAGGAACUUCCCAUCAUGUGCAAGCACAUCCAUUCAGUAGAAGAUACAUUAAAAAUUUAUGUCUCUAAAGUAUAGUGCUAGGAAAAAAAAAGUACUUGUGCGUUUGGCUUUGAAGUUUCCACAGUAGCGUUGCUUCUUAACAGGUAAAACAGCAAUGUUGUUUUUGCCUCACCAUAACCUCGUCAUGCAUUCUACAUCUGUAAGUCUAUUAUUCUUCUAAAUGUGCUUGAAUGUUUGACAUGCCAUAUCUGCCCAUGA
Messenger RNA from Hippocampus comes (tiger tail seahorse), 3792 nucleotides. Its product is annotated as tau-tubulin kinase 2-like. Bases 785 to 2845 code for a protein of 686 amino acids. Lineage: Eukaryota; Metazoa; Chordata; Actinopteri; Syngnathiformes; Syngnathidae. The record is from RefSeq and is a predicted model, not a curated record. Gene Ontology annotation, biological process: protein phosphorylation. Gene Ontology annotation, molecular function: ATP binding; protein kinase activity. The transcript is spliced from 16 exons.